Messenger RNA from Drosophila serrata, 3203 nucleotides. RefSeq names its product exostosin like glycosyltransferase 3 (gene botv). Gene Ontology annotation, molecular function: glycosyltransferase activity. The record is from RefSeq and is a predicted model, not a curated record. Gene Ontology annotation, cellular component: membrane. NCBI's taxonomy places the organism in Eukaryota, Metazoa, Arthropoda, Insecta, Diptera, Drosophilidae.
AUGUCACCGGCAUAUGACCUGGGCCAAUCCGCGGGGACGUCGUAUCACCCGCUGGAGACCAAGGAGGCCGCCACCGCUGCACCGCAGCGACACGCCACGGGAUUGAAAAUGUCGCGAAUGUGUCGUCGCUACAAGGUGCCCGCUCUGCUGCUGAUGCUCUUGCUCCUGGUUUCCUGCAUGGCGUACCGUAUACUCAGUUCUGAGCAGGAUGCCCCGCCGUUGGAUGUCCACCGCAGUUCACCUCUCCUAGAUGCCUAUGAGGAUUUCAGUGCCAUGCGAGCAGGCGAUCUCAAAAUGCGUAUCGAAGAGAUGGUUAGAAUCAAGAGCACCGUAUCCGUGGAGCUGCGCGAACUGGAAUCCCGUCGGCAGAAGCUGCAAUCGGACAUCAGUCAGUACAACCAGAAGAUCGAGGAGCUGAAGCAAGAACUCCUCAGAGAGCAAACAGAGCUGGAGCGCUUGAAGAUCUCCGUGGAGCAAGCACAGGUGGCCCAGAGAGAGGCAGUGCAGCGGAAUACACCAGACCUGGCUUUGCCCCGUUCCCUGCUACCAAACACACUGCCCAGAAAGAUGAAUCCCAUAACGGCGGGCAUGGCAGCCAGUUGCGAGAUGCACAACUGCUUCAAUCACUCGAGAUGCAGCCUUACUUCUGGAUUUCCCGUUUACCUCUACGAUCCCGAUGAGCACAGCGUGCAGCGUCAUGGUUACGACAUUGAUGGCUUCCUGAAGACAACCCUUAAGCAGACGCUGGGAUACAAUGCCCACAUCGUUAAGGAUCCGAAGCAAGCGUGCAUAUAUCUAGUGCUGGUGGGUGAGGCACUCCUGGAGCAGGAUCUGCUGCGUAACAAUCGGUAUGCGGCGCAGGAGGCAGAGCAGCAGCAGCCCACCAUACCCACUCAUGCCAAUGAUUGUCCGGUGGAUAUGGAGAAGCUUUACAAGCUGCCUUAUUGGGGCGGCGACGGACGCAACCAUGUGCUGCUGAAUCUGGCCAGAAGGGAUCUAACCUCACACCGCACGAAUCCGCUGUACAAGCAGAACACCAUGCGAGCCCUUGUGGUGCAGAGUGCCUUCGAAAGGGAUCAGUUCCGUCCGGGUUACGACCUCAUAGUGCCACCCAUUUUGGGUCCGCCAGGUGGAGACGUGUGGCAGGAGUGCGCCGGUAUGGUGCCGGCUCGCAGGAAGUACCUGCUCUCCUUCCAGGGAGAACUGAGACCCAAACAGAGCACUCUACCUCCCUUGGAUGCCUUUAUACUGGACCAUCUGACUGAUAUGGCCAAGGGAGCUACGCAGGAUCAGUUUGUGCUGCAAUUCCAGUGCGUCCCGGCUACGGAGCAGCAGGAGGGCGACUCUCUGCCAGACUGGACGCUCUGCGGAUCCGAUUCGUCGCGUCGGCAGCUGCUCAAGGAUUCCACUUUUACCUUGAUUCUUCCUCCAAUGAAUGGUCGAGUGUCCUCCACCCUUAUGCUGGCCAGAAUCUAUGAAGCUUUGCGUUCGGGAGCUGUUCCCGUGAUCCUGGGAGCCGAUGAGCUGCGCCUGCCUUACGCUGAAACCCUAGACUGGAGGAGAGCAGCUUUGCUGCUGCCAAAGGCAAGGAUUACGGAGCUGCACUUUCUGCUAAGAGCCGUGCAAGAUGCUGAUUUGCUGCUGCUGCGCCGACAAGGCAGACUUAUCUGGGAGCGGUACCUGAGCUCCGUGCAGGCCACCGUGGAUACGGUAAUAGCCAGUUUACGAGAUCGCCUGGGAAUCCCCCCGAGACCAGUACCACCGAUCAUAGCACAAAGUGUGUUCAAUAGCACCUUCAUACCCCUGAAAUCCGAUCCUCCCGUCGGUUUGGAUACGGAACCCGAGGAAUCGCUGGGUCCCAUAGAGCCACCCUACCCCAGUCCCUCGUUUCGCCGCAACUACACCAUUCUACGGACCCAGGCCAAGGAAGCGUGGAACGAUUGGUUGGAUCCCUUUUACCUGUACCCGCAGCUGCCCUUUGAUCCGGCCGUGCCAUCGGAGGCCAAGUUCCUGGGCUCUCACACCGGCUUCCGUCCUAUUGGCAAGGGCUUGGGCGGAGCGGGCAAGGAGUUUAGCGAAGCUCUUGGUGGCAAUUACCCACGGGAACAGUUUACGAUUGUCAUGUUGACCUAUGAACGGGAACAGGUCCUUAUGGAUUCGCUGGGACGGCUGUACGGACUGCCUUAUCUGCACAAAGUCGUCGUAGUGUGGAACUCCCCAAAGCCACCGUUGGAUGAACUACGCUGGCCGGAUAUUGGAGUACCGGUGGCCGUUUUACGAGCUCCCAGGAACUCGUUAAACAACCGUUUCCUGCCCUUCGAUGUGAUCGAAACGGAAGCCGUGCUCUCUGUGGACGAUGAUGCCCAUCUCCGUCACGACGAGAUCCUUUUUGGGUUCCGUGUGUGGCGCGAACAUCGCGACCGCGUGGUUGGCUUUCCCGGACGCUAUCAUGCCUGGGACCUGGGCAAUCCCAAUGGCCAGUGGCACUACAACUCCAACUACAGCUGCGAGCUCAGCAUGGUGCUGACGGGCGCCGCGUUCGUGCACAAAUACUACCUGUACCUCUACACCUAUCACCUGCCGCAGGCCAUCCGAGACAAGGUGGACGAAUACAUGAACUGCGAGGAUAUCGCUAUGAACUUCCUGGUUUCGCAUAUAACGAGAAAACCGCCCGUGAAAGUCACCUCCCGGUGGACGUUCCGCUGUCCGGGUUGCCCCGUUUCCCUCAGCGAGGACGACACGCACUUCCAGGAGCGGCACAAAUGCAUCAACUUCUUCAGUCGGGUGUUUGGCUAUACGCCGCUGCUGAACACCCAGUUCCGGGCGGACUCCAUCCUCUUCAAGACGCGCAUCCCGCACGACAAGCAGAAGUGCUUCAAGUACAUCUAGUCGUAAGAAUAAUCCCUAUUCCCGACAAUGGUGGCCACUCCACACUUACCUAAUCCCGGAGUGAUUGCCCAGCUGAAUGUCCCUUAGAAGUAAGCACAAAGUAAACUUAUUAAGGCCUGUUCCGGUUUUCACAAUAGCUUUUUGACAAGAAUUUUAGUCCCCGCUUAAGUUUAGACACCCAAUCAUGCUUUUAAGUCAAGGAUCAAGUAAUCUGCAAUAAUGAUUAGAAAAGUGCAAUACAGGAAAAAGGUUUAUAAUCAAAGCUUCAUUUUUAAAAUUUUAGAUAGCAAAUUUAGAAAACACAUUUUUAACAA